Ceratina calcarata is the source of this 841-nucleotide messenger RNA. RefSeq names its product fatty acyl-CoA reductase wat-like. Gene Ontology annotation, molecular function: alcohol-forming very long-chain fatty acyl-CoA reductase (NADP+) activity. Gene Ontology annotation, biological process: long-chain fatty-acyl-CoA metabolic process. NCBI's taxonomy places the organism in Eukaryota, Metazoa, Arthropoda, Insecta, Hymenoptera, Apidae. The transcript has 3 exons. Gene Ontology annotation, cellular component: peroxisome. The annotation marks the transcript as partial. The record is from RefSeq and is a predicted model, not a curated record.
GUGUUCAGCCUGCUGAAGGAGAAGCACCCGAAAUUCCGACACCAGAUCGUGGCUGUGGCGGGAGAUUGCGUUCAACCGGGCCUCGGGAUGUCUGCCGCGGACAGACAAAUGGUAGCGCGGGACGUCUCGAUCGUAUUUCACGUGGCUGCGACGGUCAGGUUCGAUGAGAAAAUGAAACUCGCUGUGCCGAUCAAUGUUCGCAGUCCGAAAGAUGUGAUAGAUAUUUGCAAGGAGUGCUCGUGUCUAAAGGCGUUCGUGCACGUUUCGACCGCGUAUGCCAAUUGCCCGUACAAUCUGAUCGAAGAGAAGCUGUACGAGCCGCCGAUGGACGCGGACAAAUUAGUGACUCUUACAGACUGCAUGGACGAGAAACUGGUCGAAGAAAUCACCCCGCGAUCCUCCUCAAACAGAAUGUUAAAGAUUUACAAAAAGGUGCACAAGUUCAUGGACGUCCUCGACUACUUCUCGAUGAAGGAAUGGAAAUUCUCAAACGACAAUCUUAAGUCGUUGUGGAGUAAAUUGUCUGAGAAGGAUCGCGAGUACUUCGGUAGCGACAUCCGAGAAAUCGACUGGGAUCACUACUUCCGUAUGUACAUGCGAGGCAUUCGCAUUUAUCUGAUAAAGGAUCCGAUGGACACGCUCCCACAAGCGCGCAUCCGAUGGCAGAGGUAAAUCGAAUUAUCUCCCUAAUGAAUAAUUUUUACAUUCUUAACAUUCUUCUUCAUAUUCAAUGACUGACUGAGUACAUAUUUUGCUUCCUGCGACGUUGCCCUUGGAACUUCGAUCGGCACUUGGAUUCCUGUAUUAUAAUAUCUAUUUUCGAUGCAUGAAUACAGUCAGU